AUGCUGCAGUCCAUAACGAGAUUCUCCAAUGACGCCCGUAAGCACCUAAUCUCCCUGACUUUCCUGUCUCGAGCGCACCUUCAAAGUCGCCAGAGCAAGCCGAGUCGGUUUGCUUGUGUUGGCGUUGAGAAGAGCCUUAAGUUCUUACAGUCGACUUCGCAGAUAGCCGCAACGGUCGGUUACCUGUCGCCGGACGAGGCUGCCCACUGGCUAACAGCCAAGAAUCAAUUUGCGCUCGCACGUCGAUAUCUCCGCCUCUUCAAAUGGAUCGACUGCUGGAAUAUGGCGUAUAGCCAGUACGAGGUCUUUUCUGCAAGCGAGAUGGCCCAGUGGAAACCAGCGAAGCAGUCUCAGCCACCAUCAUCUCAAAGCAGCCUUCAUUUUCUCCUCGUCGUCUCAAAAUGGUCCUUGCUCGGCAUGUACCUGUUCUUAGAGAUGUUUACAAUUGUUGAUGCAGUUCUUGGGACUUGGAGACCUUGGGCGGUGACCACCCAAACUGAAGCGUUGAAAUUCUGGUUCUACGCGUUGUCAGUCUCCGUCGCUUUGGAUCUAUACGAACUCUUAUUUGUCUACUCCGAACCUGCAUCGGCGGGGAACAACCAACCAGCCGACCAGAGCAGGACCACCACGACCAUUGUCGAAGGGACCAAUGACAAGGGCGUGGUCCAGCCCCGCGAACGGGAACCGUCGAAAGCAAGGCAACCUCCAGCCGCGAAACGCCGCGCUAUCUUCCGGCAACUGGUCAUCGACAGCUGUGAUUUGCUGAUCCCAGGUACCGCGGUAGGCUGGUUCCGACUCGAUCCUGUCACGGUUGGCGCUGCAGGCACGGUUAGUGCAUUGCUCGGCGGUUCGGAUGUCUGGUACCGGGUCAAUGCUUGA
Fonsecaea multimorphosa CBS 102226 is the source of this 879-nucleotide messenger RNA. RefSeq lists its product as uncharacterized. Bases 1 to 879 code for a protein of 292 amino acids. The record is from RefSeq and is a predicted model, not a curated record. The transcript is spliced from 4 exons. Gene Ontology annotation, cellular component: peroxisomal membrane. Lineage: Eukaryota; Fungi; Ascomycota; Eurotiomycetes; Chaetothyriales; Herpotrichiellaceae. Gene Ontology annotation, biological process: regulation of peroxisome size; peroxisome fission.